AUAAAGCCUAAAAAUGGAACCAUUGCCAACAUAAAAGACAGCACCCAAAACCGGAGGGAAAAAUUGGUAUGCACAAAGAACAACAAACCAAAGCAAUAACAUAACAGGUAAACCCUCAUAAAACCCUAGAAUUUCGCUGCCUCUUUGUCUCCUUCCCCAAAUCAAUUCCACUUCAACAGCAUCAAAUUCACCAUGUUCCCUCCCAACCCCGCUCUUCUCUGGCCCCUCCGCAUCGAAGCCUCUCAAAAUUUCAGCUCAUGCGACCGCUGAUACAGAUUGAAGCAAUCGAAGCACCGGAAAAAAAAGGCGCGGCAUUGGUUUCCGGUUUUUGGGUUUUUGGUUAUUGUUUGUUUGAAUUUUCAGUCCCUGUUCUAAGUCGGGGAUUGGAAAUGGCGCGGGUUCUUCGAAAUGCCUCCGUUUUGAGACGCUCCCUGUUUUCUCAGUUGCAGUUGCAUAAUUCGAUGAGUGAAUUAUUUGGAUCAUCUGUGCAGAUGAGGGGUUUUGCAGCCAAAGGGAAGAAGUCGAAGUCAGAUGCUAGUGAUUCAGGUGAAGAGAAUUUGUCCAAGAAAGAUUUAGCAUUGAAGCUAGCUAUGGAUCAGAUCGUCUCAUCAUUCGGAAAAGGGUCCAUUAUGUGGCUUGGUCGGUCGGAUGCUCCUAAAAACACUCCUGUGGUGUCUACAGGGUCAUUUUCUUUGGAUCUUGCAUUAGGGAUAGGAGGGCUACCUAAGGGACGCGUAGUGGAGAUUUACGGCCCCGAAGCUUCUGGGAAAACAACCCUUGCUUUGCAUGUGAUUGCAGAGGCUCAAAAACAGGGAGGUUAUUGUGUCUUUGUAGAUGCAGAGCAUGCUCUCGAUCCAACUCUAGCCGAGGCUAUAGGAGUCAACACACAAAAUUUACUUCUUUCACAACCAGACUGUGGCGAGCAAGCCCUCAGUCUUGUUGAUACAUUGAUACGAAGUGGUUCUGUUGAUGUUGUCGUCGUAGAUAGUGUCGCUGCUCUCGUCCCUAAAGGCGAGCUCGAUGGUGAAAUGGGCGACGCACAUAUGGCGAUGCAAGCAAGACUCAUGAGUCAGGCGCUUCGCAAAUUGAGCCACUCGUUAUCUCUUUCUCAGACAAUAUUAAUUUUUACUAAUCAGGUUCGAGCAAAGCUGAGUACUUUUCCGGGAUUCGGUGGCCCCACAGAAGUUACUUGCGGUGGAAACGCCCUGAAGUUUUAUGCCUCCGUGCGUCUCCAUAUUAAGAGAGUUGGGCUCGUUAUGAGUGGGCGAGAGACCAUAGGAAGCCAAGUCAGCGUCAAGAUCGUAAAGAACAAGCACGCGCCGCCAUUCAAAACCGUAAAAUUCGAGCUUCAGUUCGGCAAAGGGAUUUCCCGGGAAGCUGAGCUCAUCGAAUUGGGAACCAAACACAAGCUCAUCACCAAGGCCGGCGCAUUUUUCUACAUGAAUGGUUUACAUUUUCAGGGCGCGGAGAAGCUCAAGAAGUACUUAGCUGAAGAAACGAGCGCCAGAGAAGAGCUAAUCGCCAAUUUAAGACAAAAACUUGUAGGCGAACCGAACUUAAUCCAAGAAGUAGAAGAAGAAGAAGAAGAAGAAACUGUUGUUACCACUGACGAGGUUGUUGAAUCCAACAUUACAGACGAGGAAUCCGCUGCUGUCGAGGCGUUGUAAUGAUUCGUCAUUUUCAUCGAGGUGAAUCUUAAACAUUUUGGUAAAAAGAAGGAAGUGAUCGAUGCUCGAUCUACUGCUUUGCUCGGAAAUCUCUCCUCGGCGGAGGUUAGUUUUAUUUUAUUUUUUUAACUUGCUGCAUUGUGUAUGCUUUUAAAGAUUUUUAUUUUGGUGUAUAUUCGGCGAGGCGUAAUAUCUUCGGAUUUGUUCGAAAAAAUCUAUCUUUCAUGUGUCUUUUUUUUAUAAAAUUUGUUCGGACACAAUGUGCACUUCUCUAAGGUUAGGUCUCCCCCUUUUUUUUA
Molecule: messenger RNA, 1966 nt
Organism: Andrographis paniculata
Lineage: Eukaryota; Viridiplantae; Streptophyta; Magnoliopsida; Lamiales; Acanthaceae
Product: DNA repair protein recA homolog 3, mitochondrial-like
Exons: 8
Coding region: 258-1667 (469 amino acids)
Biological process (GO): DNA repair
Molecular function (GO): ATP hydrolysis activity; single-stranded DNA binding; ATP binding
Source: RefSeq, a predicted model, not a curated record